CGCGCGGGAAUAUUCAACAAUGGUUUUUUUGAAACAUUCCACUGUUCCUGACUAAAGCAGGCUACAUGGCGUCGCCAAUUCCAGUAUACCGACCACUAUACGGAAGGUCUUUCUAUCUGGAUCUGAUAGGAUAUGGAAGAAAGAGGAUCGCAGACCUAGAAAAAGAUCUUUCUAUUCUUGGUGCUGUAAUUGACAAGUUUUUCAGCAAGGAAGUCUGUUAUCUUAUUACUAACAGGGUGGAGGCAAAAGAGAUCAGAAGUAGCUCCUCUCUCAGCAACUGUUCCCGCCCGAGUCCCUUCGGAUUCAAGGGAACAUCACCACUAGAUGCUGCAGCAUUUCCGGAGACAGCCAGCGUCAACCAACACUGCACGCGUGGGAAGGCCGUGCUAGAGAAAGCCACCAUCUCCGAGGCUCAAGGCUCAAGUAAAGUAGUAAGCAAUGCUCAGCUGUGGGGCAUUCCAGUACGUCAUGUCGACUGUAUUAACAGGUGGUUGCUAAAGGUGAAAGCAAAUCAUCCGACUCUGUUUGUUGGUUCCACGAAGCAGGUGCAGUGUGACAAAGCAAAGCUCGUUGAGACGACUGGAAGAUGCCUUAAGAUGCCCUACAUUAAAGUUGAGGACAACUCCAGGCACUACAGGCCGGUGCACGCCGAGCUGGCAUCAUGGCCGCGGCUACUCGCCGACAGUCGCACUGGCGUGUCGGCGUUCAACGUGCGGAAACCCGACGCGUGUCGCUCGAUCGACCCCGCGAGCCUAUCCGUCCCGAAGCCCUCCAACGAUAUGUGGGCAUCGCCAGCGACACCUGCUGAGCAAACAGCCGUGGCCAACGACGGCUCUCUGAGAAAGCUCAUAACUAGAGGAGAAUUCCAGCGUCGAAACCUGAGGGCGAGGAAAGCUGGCUACUGUGAGUCAUGCUGCCUCAACUACAACUGCCUGGAGAAGCACUUACUGGACCCGAAACACAGGCAAUAUGUCGACAAUCAUGCCAACUACGCUGAUCUGGACAGACUCAUUGCCAGUGCCCAUAGCUGGGACUCCUUUCUUACUAAGCUAGAAGCUGAUAGGGAAGAAGUCGUAGCACGACCAUUACUGCUGAGAUCGCCUAGGCAAUCUGCAAACAAAGCAGCAAGUUCAGAGCAAAAAGUGCAUAAGGAGAACACUGUCCCUGAGCAGUCGCCGCAUGAAGCAUCACCAAUCAAACGGCCGGCAAGGAAACGGUUGUGGAAAGAAUUGUCGCCAAGAAAACUGUCGCCAAGGAAACAGUCGCCAAGAAAGCGGCCAUCGAGAAAACCGUUGAGCAUUUCCGGCAGUGCUUGCACGCAGGAAUAUGCUUCACAUGGAAGUUCACCUAGUAAGACCAGUAGAAAAAGCUGUCACAGAUACGCAGACAACGAUGCGUCACAAGUAGGUGGCGCCGCCGUUCGUCGCUUUGACCGACCAGCACCGAGAGACAGCACGAAUCCCAAGAACGCCACCGCACGAAAGGUUCGUUCCGACAAAGACGACGCGGAAAAGAGGGACGUGGGCUUCGACCUGCCCCGCCUUCGACUGGCCAGGUCGCCGAAACCGACCGAAAAGGCCACAGCCUCACCUGCGAUGUCGACUUGCAGACGCCUCUACGUCGAGAACGUAGGUAAGACACUGAGCACCGAGAGGGGAAGCCCGACAUUGCGAAGCUCUCCUCGGAGCAUCGGCGGAGACGCCGGCAGCCGCGGGUCGUCACUGGCGCGUAACUCGCCGAAGCGACUUGCGGAUGGCGGCGAGGGGAAGGAGAGGUGGCGUGCAGCGUUGAGAUGUGGCGAGGUGAGGAGUUCACCCGGAGUGACGAAACCUGGCGUCCUACAGAAGAGAAAGAACUCGGAGGCGACGAGAGUCGACGAUGGGGAGGAAGCAGAGUUGGGCAUUCCACCCGCAAAAGAUCUCAAGAGCACAGUCAGUGGGCAGCCUUGCGAUGCAUAUGAAGGCGGCUCACCUGUGGCUCACAACGGCGCAUCGACUGUAUGUGCGCAGGCGGGGGAAGUGAGCUCCUCAUGGUUACCGAAGCUGCGUUGCUCUCCACGACUCGCGCAGAAGACUGGCGCAAUUGUUGUAGGUGCACGUCUCGAUGAGCGGGAAUCUAGUAAUGUCAUCGAACCGGUAGCAUCCGCAGGCAACAUGCAGACGUCCCUGCCAUUGGUGAAUGCUUCACACUGCAACGCCUCUGCCGGUGACCGAGUCUUGAGGAAUAACGACGAUUGCUCCUGCGCAGAGAAUAACGGCAGCGUAACCGAGUUACUCGUGUCUCGACCGCCAGACGCCUGCGGAGCGCUCUCAGCCGUUGUCGCGACGGAGUCGGACUUGACCACACCCAUGGUGGACGCGUCGUCGUCGUCACAGUGCCUCGCUGCGACGUCGCCGAUCCGUCGAGCGAGACAACGUAGACGCCCCAUCUCGUCACCUAGAAGUCGCCUGACGCCGUCGCCCGCGGCCGCGAGGAGUCAUCGGGGCGCGUCGAGAGCUGUCGUUACCGGCUGUGCGGCCGACGAAGUCAGCGGAGAGCAUUCGGCCAUCGCAUGCACCCACAGAGAUGCCCUAGGCAGUAAGUGGCGGCCGGCGGGCCGGAGCCAGCUGAACGAUCAUUACCUUCUCAGCGAUACGUACCCAGGAGGGAAGAGGGUACUGGCUUCAGCAGGUGUGCAGCAGCCGGGAAAAAUCUGUUCCGCGAGCAGGGAUCGCCCGGAAGACCAGGGAUGUACGACAGAAGUUAGCAGUUGGGCGAACACAAGUCAAUAUGCUAAGGGUGAAUGCAGCGAAAAUUCAACUGGGAAGCCUGUCAUUUGUGACGACGUUGCAAUACUCCAUAGGUCCAUAUCUAGCCAAAUGGAGUCUAGUGGAGUGGACCCCAAUAUAAUGGACUCUAAACCAGAAAUUGUGUUAGCGAGUUCUCAGUCACCAAUUUUUUCUGAAACCUUGACUACAAAUGAUGUUGCUGAUUGUGAUGACGUCAGUGUGCAUGAUUCAGAAACCACGGCUCUGCUAGCUGGUCAUUUUUCACCAAUUCCUGCUAAAGAGCCGAGCGUGCAGACUGGUGAAGGCAAUGCUAUCAUUACUGAGCAUGGUUCUGAAACUGAAAGUUUGCCGGCAGAUCCUGUAUCACAAACUUUUGCUGUGGACCCAAGCACACAAUUUGUUCGUGCUAGCCCAGUAUGCUAUAGUAAAACAGACGUCAAUACUCCUGACUCUAAAUCAGAAAUUGUGUUCGAGAGUUCUUACUCGCCAAUUUUUCCUGAAACUUUCACACAAGCCAGUGCUGAUGUUGUCCGCAUGAGUGUUCCUGACUCGGAGAAUGUUCAGUUUCCAAUUGACAUCGUAAAGUCAGUCGUGCAAGAGAGAAAGUCAGAUUGCAGCAAUGACAUGGGUAGGCAGAGGUUGGGACUAGACGUGCAUUCUAGAAUUCAUAUACUCGAGAAUGAUGUCGUUCCCAUGGUUGUGCACUGCGGCUUCCCUUCAUGUGAAUUGAACCCAGGAGCUGAUGCAUCAACCCAGUUUUCAACUGAACCGAUGGAUAUCUCUCACAGUGUUCUUGGGUGUGUCAAAACGAAAGCUGAACCUAUGCCGGGCCAAGUACUGACCACAAUAAACACUGCUCAGCACGUAGAAAAUGAUCGAUCCCCUGUUGAUAAGCUUACUUUACUGGUCUCGUCGAACGGUAAUUUGCAACAGGAACGAACACCAGGUGUCGCCAACGAGCAGUCGGCUGGAGAGGAUGGGGAAGACCUAUUGGAAAUUCUCACCCUCAACUUCGGCGAGUCGUCGGACGAUUCGGAUGCGUGGAACGAAUGCAUGGAUCGCUUUAUAAGCAAGCGAACGUCCGGCACACAGCGCGACACACCGCUGCCAACCAUUGACGAAUCGCAUCUCUUGGAAGAGACUCCCGCAGCUCUCGUUGCAGGGUCAGCAGAUGCAAACACGCUUGUCCCUGGUGCUGGGGAGGGUGUGCCCAUGCGAAGCCCCGCACGUGACGGUGGUAUACACGGUGAUCUCCUUCUUAAGACUGAAGGCUCCAGUGAGUGUGUGAGGGGCGAGGUGGUGUCCAUGACUUCAGAUGCUGUCGCCAGCGAGCGGUCCUGUCGUGCCGAAACAAAGACGCGCUCUAGAACGACGAGGAAGAGUAAACGCAAGCAACGACGAAAACCACGAUCUAACAAAAGUUGCCGCGCCUCGACGAACGAACCAUCGACGCGUGCCGAGCUGUCACGUGACAGCGACGCGACGUGCCGGCCUGUCGCUGAGCAGUGCGACUCGACUGCGGAGUGUCGACAUCGCUCCGAUGACAAAAAUGGCGUCGAUAAUCCCCCGCUGCAAAACACAAAACUCGUUACUACGUUUCAGGCAGGAGUGUACACGGAUGGAGGCUUCGCGGUCACCUUAGAUGGACAUCGGCCGGCAGUGGCCACUAACGAUGAAGCUGCACCAGCACCUGCGGUGUUUGAGGUCCUAGACUGGAGCGGUCACGUCUCGGACCCCCAGCCGACGCCGAGUGGCUGUCGUCCAAGCGGCGGUCAGCCGUGCGAUGGCGGCCAUAGCCGCGGGCUGGCAUGCGAGAAUCCUCACGCUGCGGGACGAGCAGUCACGCGCACGCUCAGCAGCGCGAAGAGACCGCCUCUCGCCAGAAGAGAGAAUCUUCAAGCAGCCAAAAUUGUCACUACAGAUGCGAGUCAUCCCGGCUUACUUCCCAGGAAAGCGCACACUAAGGGAGCAGUACUUCCCAUUGCGGUGCAGUGUCCUGUGGGCAGUGAUAGUGCUGCUCACUAGAAAGCAUGAAAAAGGCAGUUGUUGUCGGCCUUGAUGGGACUAGACUGGACCGGACAAGACCCUGAAGCCCAGAAAAGGGACAGGAGAUUCAACAUGAUGGGAAUAGCAGCUGUGACACAACACUUGAAUGACAAGACACAGAUGUGACCAAAUAACCAAAAUACGUUGAACUAAAGAGGGCAUCUGAGUAUCACAUGCAACAGCAACUCACUCGUUGGAACCCAAGCAUCUCUUUGACAGUGCUGCCUUGUCUUGCAGUAAUUUCCCAAUACAAGUGAUGGCAGCCAUAAUGCAUGCUUAUGACCUACAUAGCUUUUAAGGAAAUCUAUAGUAUACUAGUCUAUAGUAGUAUACUAUCUAUAUAAUCUAAUCUAUAUAUAUACUAGGCGUAUCGCUUAAACGAUUUGAUCUCGGACCUGGGCGGCACGUUCGGCUUUUACUUUUUACCUUUUACCUUGGCCUCUCCAAGGUAAUUAGCAUCAGCGUUAGCAUUAGCCGAAGCCAUCGAUUUAAUCCAGGAACUCAUCCUCAUAGCGAUAAAAAGAUGUCGCCAUAUUUGUCCACAGGUGCCAACCACAGACACGUGAGUAAUGACGCCUCUGUAUACAGAGAUCAUGCAUAGCAGGGGUGAAUAAAACUAAUGUGUGUUUUUAUUCACUACUGGCGUAUAUGUAUAUAUAUGUAUAUAUAUAUAUAUAUAUAUAUAUAAAUACACAUUCACACAAACACUGUAAAUCUCUGAUCAUAGAACUAUGAAUGUUGCACCCUGCAUAAACUUCAUUUAUUAUAGAUAGAACUUGAUAUCAACUUAUCAUGUUCUAUGUAUUUGAACUCUGUUUACGGAUAUCAUAAACUC
Molecule: messenger RNA, 5649 nt
Organism: Priapulus caudatus
Lineage: Eukaryota; Metazoa; Priapulida; Priapulimorpha; Priapulimorphida; Priapulidae
Exons: 11
Coding region: 66-4793 (1575 amino acids)
Biological process (GO): regulation of cell cycle phase transition; positive regulation of nuclear cell cycle DNA replication
Cellular component (GO): nucleus; Dbf4-dependent protein kinase complex
Molecular function (GO): zinc ion binding; protein serine/threonine kinase activator activity; nucleic acid binding
Source: RefSeq, a predicted model, not a curated record